AUGGCUGGCUCAUCGAUAAAGAAGCGCUCAAUCAGCGAUGGUCCUAAGAGCCGGGCGGCACGGCCGACCAAAAAGCAAAGGAAAAUAGCGGCCUACCACAGCAGCUCUGAAGAAAGUGGAAGCGACGAUGAGAAUGCACCUGUUCCCGCCAACCUGCUCGACUCGGACGACGAGGACCUCGACAACAUCGAGGUAGACGACGGCGCAUCUUCAGCCGGCUCCGCAUCCGAUUCCAACUCACAAUCCGAGGCCGAAACAGCACCAAAACCUAAACCCUUCGUCGCCCGAGACGCCCCCGCCUCCCCCAACUCCGCCGGCAGCAAAGAAGAUCACUCAUCCGACGACGGCGACCAAGAUGAGUUCUCCGACGCCGCCAGUCACAGCGACGACGAUUCGGCAACAGAAUCACGGCGCGGCGGCAACGACACGCGGUCAAAACGCAACGACCCGGCGGCGUUCGCGACGUCCAUCUCCAAGAUGCUAGCGUCCAAGCUGCCGGCGUCGCGGCGGGCAGACCCGAUCGUGGCGCGCAGCGCGGCGGCGGCGGAGCAGUCGCGGCAGGCGGUGGACGCGGCGCUUGAGGCCAAGGCGCGCAAGCGGCUGCGCGAGCAGAAGCGGCUGGCCAUGGAGAAGGGCCGCGUGCGCGACGUACUGGUCGCCAGCACCGCGCGCACCCUCAACGUCGCCACCGGCGAGAUCGAGGAGGUCCCCGACGUCGCCCCCGGCGAGGCCGCCACCACGGGCGAGAUCCUGGCCGCCGAGAAGAGGCUGCGCAAGGUCGCCCAGCGCGGUGUCGUCAAAUUGUUCAACGCCGUGCGCGCCGCGCAGGUCAAGGCCACCGAGGCGGAGAGGGCCGCCCGCAAGGAGGGGGUCGUCGGGGUGGAUCGGAAGCAGGAGAAGGUUACCGAGAUGAGUCGGAAGGGGUUUUUGGAUCUGAUCGCGAGCGGGGGUGGGGGGUUGAAGAAGGGCGGUUUGGAGGAGGCGUAG
This is a messenger RNA of Chaetomium globosum CBS 148.51, 987 nucleotides long. RefSeq lists its product as uncharacterized. Lineage: Eukaryota; Fungi; Ascomycota; Sordariomycetes; Sordariales; Chaetomiaceae. Gene Ontology annotation, biological process: maturation of 5.8S rRNA; maturation of LSU-rRNA. Gene Ontology annotation, cellular component: preribosome, large subunit precursor. The transcript has a single exon. Bases 1 to 987 code for a protein of 328 amino acids. The record is from RefSeq and is a predicted model, not a curated record.